Salmo salar (Atlantic salmon) is the source of this 1683-nucleotide messenger RNA. Lineage: Eukaryota; Metazoa; Chordata; Actinopteri; Salmoniformes; Salmonidae. The record is from RefSeq and is a predicted model, not a curated record.
AUGAGAGAGGAGUGGUCUCCUCACUUCACCUCCGGCUCCCCCUACGAGUCCACCUACUCCUCCCCCCUCCACGUCUGGCUCCGGCGCACUUCGUCUUGCUCCCCUGAGGGAGUACGAUGGAGCGGCGGCUGGGUGCCAGGGAUUUCUACUCCAGCUCGAGUUGUACCUGGCUACCGUGAGGCCAACUCCCUCGGGGGAGGAGAGUCUGAUGCUCAGGCUGAGGUGGUGACUCGCAGGGUGCUAAAGUGGAGGCCUCAGUCCUUGUUCAUAGCUGUCCUCGCCAUUACCGGAGCUCUGCUGAUGGGCAGCCUGAGACUGCUGCUCUGGAAGUGGAGGCCUCAGUCCUUGUUCAUAGCUGUCCUCGCCAUCACCGGAGCUCUGCUGAUGGGCAGCCUGAGACUGCUGCUCUGGAAGCUGUACAUAUAUGAUGAUGGGAAAGGUGACCUCGGACAAGCAGAGGAGGCAGAGGAGAAGCCCAACAUACCCUCAGAGAAGGACCCCGAGGAGGAGGAAGCUCUAGAGGAGAACCCCUUUACCAUGUUUAGUCUGACAACGUCUAACUGUCUACCCAUAGGGCUACUUAAUAUUAGAUCCCUCACUUCAAAGGCAGUUAUAGUCAAUGAACUAAUCACUGAUCAUAAUCUUGAUGUGAUUGGCCUGACUGAAACAUGGCUUAAGCCUGAUGAAUUUACUGUGUUAAAUGAGGCCUCACCUCCUGGCUACACUAGUGACCAUAUCCCCCACGCAUCCCGCAAAGGCGGAGGUGUUGCUAACAUUUACGAUAACAAAUUUCAAUUUACAAAAAAAAAUAUGUUUUCGUCUUUUGAGCUUCUAGUCAUGAAAUCUAUGCAGCCUACUCAAUCACUUUUUAUAGCUACUGUUUACAGGCCUCCUGGGCCAUAUACAGCGUUCCUCACUGAGUUCCCUGAAUUCCUAUCGGACCUUGUAGUCAUAGCAGAUAAUAUUCACAUUUUUGGUGACUUUAAUAUUCACAUGGAAAAGUCCACAGACCCACUCCAAAAGGCUUUCGGAGCCAUCAUCGACUCAGUGGGUUUUGUCCAACAUGUCUCCGGACCUACUCACUGCCACAGUCAUACUCUGGAACUAGUUUUGUCCCAUGGAAUAAAUGUUGUGGAUCUUAAUGUUUUUCCUCAUAAUCCUGGACUAUCGGACCACCAUUUUAUUACGUUUGCAAUCGCAACAAAUAAUCUGCUCAGACCCCAACCAAGGAGCAUCAAAAGUCAUGCUAUAAAUUCUCAGACAACCGAAAGAUUCCUUGAUGCCCUUCCAGACUCCCUCUGCCUAACCAAGGAUGUCAGAGUACAAAAAUCAGUUAACCACCUAACUGAGGAACUCAAUUUAACCUUGUGCAAUACCCUAAAUGCAGUUGCGCCCCUAAAAACGAAAAACAUUUAUCAUAAGAAACUAGCUCCCUGGUAUACAGAAAAUACCCGAGCUCUGAAGCAAGCUUCCAGAAAAUUGGAAUGGAAAUGGCGCCACACCAAACUGGAAGUCUUCCGACUAGCUUGGAAGACAGUACCGUGCAGUAUCGAAGAGCCCUCACUGCUGCUCGAUCAUCCUAUUUUUCCGCCUGUCCCUGUCACCGCCAUUCAUCAUCAAUGUUUGCAUCACAGCUAUAGCCCUCGCGCCUUCCAGGCCCUAGCAUAUCGGGACAGCUCAUAA